GAUACAAUGAGUUGACGCAUUGCUGAUAUCAACCACGCCGAUAUUUUAACCACGCGGGACGUUUUUUCUAAUUAUAUGUGAAGCACUCACUUGCUCUGAUUGGUUUAUUCUGGAAUAUUAUUUGGGUAUUCGGCCGCGCAAUUGGUUAGAUUUUUGAUAAGAAGGUGUGUCAGCAAAAAAACACUAUGAACCAACCCCCUUAUGUUUUUUAAUUUACGUCACCGCAAUUUUCUGUUGCCACUUGGAGGAUUGUAAACAUAUGUUUUAUUGCUAGCUACACAGAAAGCAGAUAGCCAAAACGUACGAGAUAAUUUUGUAUUCUGCCUGUAUCAUACAAUUGCUUUGUUUCUCAGUUCUGUGUAAUAACUGCACAUAUAUCAGCUGUUUAGUGGUCUGAAGCUAGCUAGCUGUCAUAAUAAUCAACACAAGAGACAGCAAGAAGACAAUAUAGCAAUCGUUACUGCAAAGCUGACAUAAUGGCAUCGUUGGCUGCACACGAGCCGAAUAUAAGCCCAAAUGCCAUACCAGUCCUCGCAGACGCUCUGAUGCCCGCGAGCAUUUUCGCUCCGGAUGGAGGAGGUUGUGGAGAUCAUGACGCCGGGGAAGAGUGCCUCGAGGACGGCGACCUCUUCAACGGCGAGACCGGGGAUCUCGGGAUUGACUUCACUAGCAAGUUGGCCCUGGUCAGCCCUAAUGGAGAGCAGUAUGACUCGUUACUACGACAACUCCGGGAGAGGAUGGACGAGGGUUGUGGGGAGACCAUCUACGUUGUUGGGAUUGGCUCAGAUGGAGGUGACUAUGGUCUGGAUGAGGGAGACAUGGAGGCGUCUGUAGCCACAGUUCAGUCCCUGUGUGAGCAGACCGAGUCAGAGCUGAUCCUGCUGAGGGAGCGUAUCGAAGCUGGGGGGCAGGUACGCGACUACCUCAUCCGCCGACGCGUGGGUGAUCAAGACUUCUUGGAGGUCAGGGUAGCGGUGGUGGGUAACGUGGAUGCAGGUAAGAGCACCCUGCUGGGGGUGUUGACCCACGGGGAACUGGACAACGGCAGGGGGUUCGCCCGCCAGAAACUCUUCAGGCACAAACACGAAAUGGAGAGUGGCAGGACCAGCAGUGUGGGGAACGACAUCCUGGGCUUCGACCAGAAGGGACAGGUGGUGAAUAAGCCAGACAGCCAUGGUGGCAGUCUAGAUUGGACUAAGAUCUGUGAGAGGUCCUCUAAGGUCAUCACCUUCAUAGACCUAGCUGGACAUGAGAAGUAUCUCAAGACCACAGUGUUUGGAAUGACUGGACACCUGCCUGACUUCUGCAUGCUCAUGGUGGGCAGUAAUGCAGGUAUCGUAGGGAUGACUAAGGAGCAUCUAGGUCUGGCCCUGGCCCUCAAUGUGCCUGUGUUCGUAGUGGUCACCAAGAUAGACAUGUGUCCUGCCAACAUCCUACAAGAGACGUUAAAGCUGCUCCAGAGGUUACUAAAGUCGCCAGGCUGCAGAAAGAUCCCUGUUCUGGUCCAAAACAAAGAUGACGUCAUCGUCACCGCCUCCAACUUCAGCUCUGAGAGGAUGUGUCCAAUCUUCCAGAUCUCCAAUGUGACAGGAGAGAACAUGGACCUGCUGAAGAUGUUCCUCAACCUGCUGUCUUCUAAAACCUCCUUCAGAGAAGAUGAACCUGCAGAGUUCCAGAUAGAUGACACCUACUCAGUACCGGGUGUAGGCACAGUCGUUUCAGGGACUACUUUACGUGGAUUGAUACGUCUGAAUGACACAAUGUUGUUAGGCCCAGACCCACUGGGCAGUUUCCUCCCCAUUGCAGUCAAAUCUAUCCACAGGAAGAGGAUGCCAGUCAAGGAGGUGAGAGGUGGACAGACUGCCUCCUUCGCCCUGAAAAAGAUCAAGCGUUCAUCCAUAAGGAAAGGCAUGGUGAUGGUGUCCCCCAGGUUAAACCCACAGGCAUCAUGGGAAUUUAUGGCUGAGAUUCUGGUUCUGCACCACCCAACUACGAUAUCACCCCGCUACCAGGCCAUGGUGCACUGUGGCAGCAUCAGGCAGACAGCCACUAUCCUGACCAUGAACAGAGACUGUCUACGAACAGGGGACAAGGCAUCGGUCCACUUCCGCUUCAUCAAGACCCCCGAAUACCUCCACACAGACCAGAGACUGGUGUUCAGAGAGGGACGCACCAAGGCUGUGGGCACCAUCACCAAGCUGUUGCAGUCGACCAAUAAUCUGCCAUCAAACUUCAAACCCCCGCAAAUCAAAAUGCAGUCUACGAAAAAGGCCCCGUACCGCAGAGAGGAUGGAACCAUGCCUGCCAAUGAGGACGAGGCGAGCACAGCCCGACCAGACAGUCCGCACCAAUCACAACAACUGACAAAGUCAGGAGGAGGGAGCAGGAGACGAGGAGGACAGAGACAUAAAGGCAAAUCAAACCAGAGCAGCUCCACCACAGCAGCCCCGUCAUCAGCAGGCACAGGAGGUUCCUAAACUACACCCCUCAGCCCCCAAACUACAGUACUUCCUCCAUCCACCUGUUUCAGCAGACAACUAUCCCCCCCUUCCCAAAACUACUCCACUACAAACCCCCGUCGAAAAAAUGGGGUCAUAAAAUGUCCCUUUCCCCACCUCUCUCCCUCUAUACCACCCGGCUAUCUAUCACCUUAUCAAGUGUCUUUAUCACUCACACCAGAGAAAGUCUAGGUGAAAAGCAGCUCCCAGCUCUGUGCUUGUAGAUGGUUACCUCUGCCUCCUCACUCUCCUCAUCUUAUCUCCGAUUAGUUUAGAAAGCAUCCUUAUUAUAUUUACAGUAUAUGAACCUGGUAUGCCUUCUUUCAUUGGGUCUACGGUGAGAAUCACUGUAAUACUGUGUAUAGUUAAUCAUGGGCCCGAAGCCACAGGAGCAGCUAUUGCCUUACAGUAGAGUAACCCAGCUCCAUGCAUUAUAGCUCAUUAUUUCACUGUUUAGCAGGCAUACUAGUUUCUCUCAUUUCCUAUUUACCACUAGAAUCCCCCAAUGACAUAAUGAAGCAUGUUUUCUAUUUAAUUUUAUACUAAAAUGUGAAGAUUAAUGAAAGGAAGUAAGGUCACGGUACAUUUUAGUGGGCCUUCAUUAUGAGUGAAAUAUUGUAGAUAAGAUGUUUAAUUGGCCAUUUAUGACCAAAAGGAAAGCCAGGGUUUGUCUGACUAUCAUCACACCCAUCCUCCAUGGCCCGGAAAGGGAUUGAGUGUUUGUGGGUGAAAUGGAAAGCCAGGGUUUGUCUGACUAUCACACCCUUCCUCAAGUCCAUCCUCCAUGGCCCGGAAAGGGAUUGAGUGUUUGUGGGCGAAAUGGAAAAAUAUCCUCCCCUCCUCGAUAGCCACCUUUCAUGGAGGACAGUCAUGUGUAUCCUCCUCUCUGAAGAGUUUACAACUAUACUACACCCCCUGUGGAUCAGCUGUUGUGUCUGACAAAAACAUGCGCACAACUAAAUGCAUUUAUCACUUUACACUUAUUUUGGGAUCACACCUGUAAAUGUAAUUUGCCUGAGCAGAGUCGUUGUCAUUUCAUACAAGCGCAUUUAUCCACGUUCUCUCGUCAUUUUUCAGGAGGCGAGAGGAGUUGAAGGCCACUUGUCCUAAAAUAAAUGAUUCCAUUUACACUGAAAAUAAGGUUUAUUUAAGAAUUUAAUGUACACUUGAUUAGCAACUGUUUAAGUGAGACAUUGAUUGUAAUAAUAGUCGCAGUGCUGUUUGGACCAUCACUGUUUACUUAGUUGUGGAAUUCUGUUUGCUUCUGACAUUCACCAAUAAAAACAGGCUUUAUUGAUC
Oncorhynchus kisutch (coho salmon) is the source of this 3797-nucleotide messenger RNA. RefSeq names its product GTP binding protein 1 (gene gtpbp1). The coding region runs from base 477 to 2477 and encodes 666 amino acids. Lineage: Eukaryota; Metazoa; Chordata; Actinopteri; Salmoniformes; Salmonidae. Gene Ontology annotation, molecular function: translation elongation factor activity; GTP binding; GTPase activity. The transcript is spliced from 13 exons. Gene Ontology annotation, biological process: translational elongation. The record is from RefSeq and is a predicted model, not a curated record.